CGCCAAUCUUUCCAAGGCCGACGCCGCGGCAACUUCGAGCUCCUAUCUUGCCAUGGGCUCCCUUCUCUCGACCAACGAGAACGUCGACGGAGACUGUAUUAUCAUGACACCUCUAGAGAUCACAGCGUUCUACUCGAAUCUACAGACGUUUGUUGCUGCCAAGUUCGACAAGAAGCACCGCGUGAAAACGUCGGCGACCGCGGCUUCAGUCCAGGCAAUCCUUGUCCAGCAGGUCCAUCCAUUGUUUGUCCCUCCCGUUGAACCGUUGAUUCCAUUUGGACGCUUAUCUCGUGCGAAUUCGGUCGAUUCGCUCCAUGCAGAUACGCUAUCCCCAGAAGAGGAAGCAGUCAAAACCCUGAACGGUCGUUGCGACCAUGACACCGCCGCGCUCUUCGCAGCAAUUCAAGCAUUCGAGGCUUCGUGCAAGUCGCCAGACGAAUUCUGCCAUGGACUUGCGCAUUAUAAACGAGCAGUCAAGUUAUGGUCCAGUCACCUCGCGACAUGCAAUUCCAAUCUGGACGCGAUUCCUAAGAUCUUGACUGCCAAGGCCGGCAUUGCUGCAGCCAAGUUCGCCUACCGUCAUCCAACAAUGGAUGCUCGGUUGGCCCAGCUUCACAUCGCCAAGGUGCUGGAAGAAGGCACGCCAUUUUACUCGCGGACGUUGAGCCACCACAUAACGCUACUGGAGAAGCAGCAGGCGUGGGAUGAAAGGCUCAUGUGCAAAAGCGCCAAGGACACGAACCAACUCAGCGCAUUCGUCGAUCGGAGCGUGAUCGAGACGAUCUUUAACUUGGUGUCGCUGGCCCCGUUCUUCGAAGACAACCUUGUCCUGGAAGCAGUGGAGGUGGCCAGUUUGUUCCAGGUCCAUCCAAAGCAAUUCUGGUGGUGUGUCGUACACAGCUGUGUCAAGACAAACCAGUGCGAGCUAUUGCUCUGGAUGAUGCCAGAGACGCCGAUUGUGACGAGAAGUGAGCAUGUCGAUGCAUUCGUUGACGCAAAACUGUUUGAUGCCGCCAAAUCAAUCGCUCGGGAUGCUAAGGACCCUGGCGAGCAACGCAAGCUUUUCGAAUCCAUUCAACGCGCCAACCUCUCGAGUCAACAGCCAGACAUGGAGCCCGCCCCAGCGCGGCAAGUUGCUGUUGCCAGCCACGAUGGUUCCAUUUAACCACGCUUAUGAACCAAGCAACGCCUUGGUGCACAAUGCCACGUCAGAGGUGGGACUCACCGCAUUAGGAACACACCGCUCUCCAUGGUUUCGCCCCGUACUCGCUCUAACAAAACACACUCCUCCGCAGCUACAACAUCGGCUACGCUUGCAGAGAUGCCCACCGCCCACCGCACGCUGCUCCAUCGUCAACCCGUCGCCGCAACUUGGGGUUUCCUGCAGCCACAAGAUCGAUCGUGCAAUAAAAUCGUAGGAGUGAUGGUCUUUCUCGCACACUACCCAACUUCCAGUUACUUAAAUGAAGGGAAUUGCUG
Messenger RNA from Aphanomyces invadans, 1479 nucleotides. RefSeq lists its product as hypothetical. Lineage: Eukaryota; Oomycota; Saprolegniomycetes; Saprolegniales; Verrucalvaceae. The record is from RefSeq and is a predicted model, not a curated record. Bases 53 to 1165 code for a protein of 370 amino acids. The transcript is spliced from 2 exons.